AUGCCUCAACAUAAGUCAUCUCGUUAUGCCGCUAAUCGGCGCUAUUAUGAAAAAAAUCGUGAGCGUAUUCUCAAGAGUCGUAAGGAAUCUCGGGCUCGAACUUCAAACCUAAAAUGUACAAAGUGGGUUGAUCAGGAGAAGUAUAAGCCAUCAUAUAAUGUUUCGCCAACUUAUUAUGAGCCUGUUGUUCGUGCAGACUCUGAGCUACAUGAGAAUGUUAUUCAUUCCAUGAAAUGGGGUUUAGUUCCAUCAUGGGCAAAGGAUAAAUCUAAACCUUCUACUUCAAUGCAAUCAAUUAAUUGCCGAGAUGAUUCAUUAUAUGAAGUAGGUGGGAAACCGAUGUUUAAAUCUUUAAAGAAUAAAAAUCGAUGUAUCGUUAUUGCUCAAGGAAAAGAUGAAAAGCUACUUCUUUUUGCGGGGCUUUAUAAGAAAGUUCAAUUAGAAGAUGGCGAUACCCUUUAUACAUAUACGAUUAUUACAACCUCAGCCUCUAAGUCCCUAUCAUUUAUUCAUGAUAGAAUGCCCGUUAUUUUAGAGAAUGAUUCAGAUUGUUUGGCCAAAUGGUUGGAUCCCAAUAUUGGCUGGAAUUCAGAAUUGGAGGAGCUUUUAAAAUCUUACGAGGGAGAAUUAGAAUGUCAUCCUGUCUCUCAGGAUGUAGGGAAAGUAAGCAAUGAUUAUCCGAGUCUGAUACAACCUAUUGCAAAAGCCAACAUUGCAAACUUUUUUUCGGUGAAAAAAGAUGAAAUAAAAGAUGAAGGCAUAUCAAACUCCAAACCAAUAAUUAAAGAUGAUGUUGAUAUGAAAGAACCAAUAAUUAAAAAGGAUAGUGAUGAUGAUGAUAUGAAAGAACCAAUAAUUAAAAAAGAGGAUGAUGUUGAUAUGAAAGAAUCAGUAAUUAAAAAAGAGGAUGAUGAAGAUAUGAAAGAGUCAGUAAUUAAAAUAGAGGAUGAUGAUGAUAUGAGAGAAUCAACUUCUAGUAUUUCAACCAUACCAUCCAAACGCUCAUUGGAUGAUUUGAAAGAUGAUAUAAAAGAUGAAUUUUUAUCGGAUGAAGGAAAUGAUCUAAAGCGAUCACGUAAACUUACACCGUCACCACCUGACGAAAAACCACUUAAUGACAAAGACUUGGAUACGGAUCAAUUGCAUACAUCGACAAGUAUGAUACCUAAAAAAAGGUCAUUAAAUUUUACAGCACAAAAGCCGAACUCAACCACGAAAAAAAGUAAGACAAAAGCAACUGAUGCUUCCACAUCAAAAGGUAAUAUACCAAAAAAGAAGCAGAAAGCCAAAGACAAGGCGGAAGGUUCAGCUAAAAUUACUAGUUUCUUUUCAAAAUCAGCAACAUAA
This is a messenger RNA of Racocetra persica, 1347 nucleotides long. Lineage: Eukaryota; Fungi; Glomeromycota; Glomeromycetes; Diversisporales; Gigasporaceae. The record is from the annotation of a GenBank genome assembly.